CCAAUGCCCGCCAUGUUAGACCGGGCCCCUCUUUGAUUCUUCCCGGGGAGCGUGCGGGAGCUGCGGGAACCGCGGUCCUUGUUAACACCGGUUCCAUUGUGAAUCCGCCUCGUUCAGCCGAAGCGUUUCGGACGGAUUAUUUUAUACCAAACUGCUACAAUGGCGACGGCGGCGGCCUCCCCUCCGCCCGGGCAGAGGAGCACGUGCAGCACCCCUCUGAGCCCCACCAGGAUCACCCGGCUGCAGGAGAAGCAGCAGCUCCGGGACCUCAACGACCGCCUGGCCGUCUACAUCGACAAGGUCCGCAGCCUGGAGUCGGAGAACAGCGUGCUGCACCUGCAGAUCAGCGAGAAGGAGGAGGUGCGGAGCCGCGAGGUGACCGGGCUCAAGGCGCUCUAUGAGACGGAGCUGGCGGACGCGCGGAGGAGUCUGGACGACUCCUCCAAGGAGCGGGCCUGGCUGCAGAUCGAGCUGGGCAAGAUCAAGUCCGAGCACGAGCAGCUGCUGCUCAGCUACAACAAGAAGGACUCGGAGGCGGCGGCGGCCCAGACCCGCCUCCGGGACCUGGAGGCUCAGCUCAACUCCAAGGAGGCCCUGCUGGCCACGGCGCUGUCCGAGAACCGCGGCCUGGAGGCCACGCUGGCCGAGCUGCGGGAGCAGCUGCAGGAGCUGGACUCGGGUCUGAGUCAGGCCAAGAAGCAGCUUUCCGACGAGAUGCUGCUGCGCGUCGACCUGGAGAACCGCUGCCAGAGUCUGUCGGAGGACAUGGACUUCCGCAAGAGCAUGCACGAAGAGGAGGUGAAGGAGGCCCGGCAGCGCUACGAGACCCGCCUGGUGGAGGUCGACUCCGGGCGCAAGGAGGAGUACGAGUUCAAGCUGACCCAGGCCCUGGCCGAGAUGAGGGCCCAGAACGAGGAGCAGAUCAAGAUCUACAAGGACAACAUGGAGGGCACCUACGCAACCAAGCUGGAGGACCUGCACCGCCUCUCGGAGAUGAACGGAGCGUCGGCCAACCUGGCCCGGGAGGAGCUGAGAGAGUCGGCGCUGAGGAUCGAGAGUCUGAGCUCGCAGCUGUCCGCCAUGCAGAAGGAGACCCGCGGCUGGCGUGACCGCAUCUCGGAGCUGGAGGCGGCGCUGGCCCAGGAGAAGGACUCCAGCCGGAAGCAGCUGGCGGAGAAGGAGCGGGAGGUGAUGGAGAUCCAGAACAAGAUGCUGCAGCAGCUGAGCGAGUACGAGCAGCUGCUGGACGUCAAGCUGGCGCUGGACAUGGAGAUCAACGCCUACCGCAAGCUGCUGGAGGGCGAGGAGGAGAGGCUCAAGCUGUCCCCCAGUCCGUCCUCCCGGGUGACGGUGUCCCGGGCCUCGUCCAGCAGCCGCAGCUUGCGCACCACCCAGGGGAAGAGGAAGCGCGUGGACGUGGAGGAGCAGGAGGCCAGCAGCUCGGUGUCCAUCGCCCACACCGCCUCGGCCACCGGGCCCGUCAGCGUGGACGAGAUCGACACCGACGGGAAGUUCAUCUGCCUCCACAACAGCGGGGACGAGGACCAGGCCAUGGUGGGGUACGAGCUCGUCAAAACCAUCGGCGGCGCUUCGGCCACGUACAAGUUCACUCCCAAGUAUGUCCUGAAGGCCGGGCAGAAGGUCCUGAUCUGGGCGUCUGACGCCGGCGUGAGCUCCAAGCCGCCGUCGGACCUGGUGUGGAAGAGCCAGACGGCCUGGCGCUCCGGGGAGGACGUGCACGUGGCGCUGGUCAACCCUCAGGGAGAGGAGGUGGCAUCCAGAACCACCACCUAUAAGACAACAAUAGAAGAGGAACAGGAGGAAGAGGAGGAGGAAGACAACGGCGUGGAGGCCAUCGAGGAAGACGUGCUCCACCAGCAGGACCCUCGCGCCGCUAAGAGAGGCUGCCUCAUCAUGUGAUGUACCUGACUCAACCAGACACCUCCACCCCCCCCCCUCCCCCUCGUCUGAGCCCAGCCAGUCUGCUGCCAACUGUAAUACUAGAACUAUUUUUCUAUCUUUUGUAGUGUUUCUGUUUGAUUUGGUUUUUUAAUGAGAUGUGUCGCAGAUCCUUUUUGUUUUUUGUUUUUUUUACCAGCCGUGGCUGAACGCCGAGCUCCGGCUCCGGCUCCGGCCGCGUCUUUAAACCACAAACAGUACUCCGAAUUAUUUUAUCGUACCGCCGACCUGCUCUUCUUAGGCCUUUAAAAUCAGAAUGAAGCCACUUCCUGUUUCAACUUAGCUCCGACUCUACUGUACCAGGUGAAAAUCAGGAGACGGGACGUGAUUGAUGACUUCCUCUCGGCUGUCUGGACCUUCUGAAGCAUAAUGUCAUUAAAUGAGACGGGGCCCCUGUGUGCGCUGGCAUGUGAUUGUAUUGACCGGAGUGCCAGCAGCCGGACGGCCGCACGGCGGCCUUCAGCGCGACGGGGUGCAGCACAUGUGAAGUGUCGAGUGUAUUCUUAACUUUUAUAUUUGAAGUGUUUCAGUACUUUGUGUUGGUGUGUGUUACUAUGCAUGCGAUGUUUGUAGCCCGUAGACGAAUGAAUAAACCUUCAUUCUAUUCUGAUU
Salarias fasciatus (jewelled blenny) is the source of this 2571-nucleotide messenger RNA. RefSeq names its product lamin B1 (gene lmnb1). Lineage: Eukaryota; Metazoa; Chordata; Actinopteri; Blenniiformes; Blenniidae. Gene Ontology annotation, cellular component: nuclear envelope; nuclear lamina. The record is from RefSeq and is a predicted model, not a curated record. Bases 160 to 1920 code for a protein of 586 amino acids. The transcript has 11 exons. Gene Ontology annotation, molecular function: structural constituent of cytoskeleton. Gene Ontology annotation, biological process: heterochromatin formation; nuclear envelope organization; nuclear pore localization.